CUUUCUUUUCACAUUCAAUCUCUCUCUCUCUCUCUCUCUCUAGACUUUGUAUUAUCUUUCUUACAAUUACAUAAAUGGAAAACUGCCCAUCAAUGAAUACAAUUGUUGUUAGUGAUGAUAAUAGUUUUGAAGAGAGUGGUUGGACUAUGUAUAUUGAUGAUUUUAAUGCCAUGAAUAAAAAUAAUAAUGAAAAUAAUAGUUCAUUAUGUUUUGAUGAUGAAACUAUUUGUUCUUCUGAUCUAAUUUCUGAUGCUGCAUCUUUGAUCUUAAAGAAUUCCAAUGGUGAUAUUGAAAAUAAAAGUGUGAGUUUCAAGAAGAGGAAAAUGAAGGUUUUUGCCAUUGAUGAUUCUUUGGAGGAUACUGCUAGUUCUCCUGUCAAUAGUCCCAAGGUUUGUGAUAUCAUGAAGCAGCCGUUUACCAAAACCUCAAAACAUAAAGAAAUGGAUAUAUCACAGGUUAAAGGAAAUAAUAAUAUUGCCUCAAGUGAUGAGGUGGUAGAUGAGAGAAGUAAUUUGGGUUUUACUGGAAGGGAAAGUGAAAAUACAGAAUUGAAGAAAAGGGGUUUUUGUUUAGUUCCUUUGUCUGUGGUAGUGAAUUAUUUUAAUUGAUCCUUGCACAGGCACAACACAAAAACUCUUGCUUUUGUAAAUAUUGUAUCUAUGGGUUCAAGAUCAAGACCCAUCAUCAUUGUAUAUUUCAUGCAAAAUUGUCAAUAAUAGCAAAUUAUGAUUGUGUAUUUA
Messenger RNA from Mercurialis annua (annual mercury), 740 nucleotides. Its product is annotated as vascular-related unknown protein 1-like. The record is from RefSeq and is a predicted model, not a curated record. Bases 75 to 608 code for a protein of 177 amino acids. Gene Ontology annotation, biological process: xylem development. NCBI's taxonomy places the organism in Eukaryota, Viridiplantae, Streptophyta, Magnoliopsida, Malpighiales, Euphorbiaceae. The transcript has 3 exons.